Molecule: messenger RNA, 2558 nt
Organism: Archocentrus centrarchus (flier cichlid)
Lineage: Eukaryota; Metazoa; Chordata; Actinopteri; Cichliformes; Cichlidae
Product: zinc finger protein 239-like
Exons: 2
Coding region: 9-1160 (383 amino acids)
Source: RefSeq, a predicted model, not a curated record
CGGUCAGCAUGGCGCACCUGCGGCUCCUGCGAGCGGCGGUGACGGAGCGGCUAGCGGCGGCCGCGGAGGAGAUCCUCGCGCUGGUGGAGAGGGUGAUGGUGGAGCGCGAGGACGAGUUCAUCCGCCUGUACACGCCGGCGCGCGCGAGGGAGAGUCCGGCCCGCGGGGACACGCACACAGGUCCGGCCCAAAACACUCACCACCUCGAUGGUGGCAGCCACCCCCAGUCUGAGCCUCCCAUCAUCAAGGAGGAGGUGGAGGAGGAGGUGUGGAUCAUUCCUCAGGCAGUGGCAGAGGAGGAGGAUAUUAAAGAGUUUAAGCACAAGCUGUCUGAGGAGGACGAGGAGGAGGAGGAGAUGGAGAUGAAGGAAGAUGAAGCCCAGACGAGCACUUCCUGUGAGAGGCCCUAUGCACCGCCUCCUCUGCAGCAGCAGCAGGGUCCUCCUGAUGGAGGCGGAGACGCCGACAGAAGCAACCCUUUCUGUAGCUGUAAAGUUUGCGGGAUAAAGUUCAGCUACCGUGGCUCUCUGCUGAACCACGCUGAGACUCACGCCGCCACCGAGUGCUGCAUCUGCGGCGUGUGCGGCGAGCUGCAGGCCGACCGACAGAAGCUGCUGGAGCACCUGCAGACGCACGUCAAGAGCCACGUCUGCAAGUUCUGCGGCAAAAGCUUCCAGCGGCGUGUGGAGCUGAAGGUGCAUACGCGCAGCCACACGGGCGAGAAGCCGUUCGGCUGCAGGCUGUGCGGGAAGCGCUUCACCCGCAAGAACAACAUGGAGAUCCACAUGAGGACGCACACGGGUGAGAAGCCAUACCGCUGUGGCGUCUGUGGGAAGGGCUUCAACAUCACCUCAUCCAUGAUCCGCCACGCCAGGACGCACACUGGGGAGAAACCGUACAGCUGCAACAUCUGCUUCAAGAACUUCACGGCCAGUUCGGACAUGAAGAUCCACAUGAGGACGCACACGGGCGAGAAGCCCUACACCUGCCCUGUGUGUGGGAGGGGCUUCGCCCUCAGCACGCCGCUCAAAUACCACAUGAAGCACCACACGGAGGAGCGGCCAUACUGCUGCAGCCACUGCAACCGCUGCUUCAGCGACGUGUACACACUGCGGCGGCACACGAAGAACCACGAGAGUGAGGACUGCGGGCACAAAUAAAACGUCCAGUUUUUGCUGUGAGGGGCGGGGUUAUUUUUAUCAAACUGUAAUCUGGGUUAAUGAAUGAGAUUAUGCAGCUGCUUUAGGUGCAGUACUGAGUGCUUUUAACCAGUCUUGAAGGGGCGACCGCUGCUCGCUGCCAGAUAUCAGACGGGACAGCGAGACUCAGUUUCUGAGUCGGUCGGCGUGGAGCUACCCAACGCCUCGAUGUAACUCCAUGAAAAGUGGAACGAGGUCAGAGAACCUGGGAGAUGAAGGCAGAGGAACCAGUGACGGGCUCACUGCGACUGUACUAGAGUACGGUCCUGGAUUUUUCCUGCUUCCACAGCUGCUCCUACAGUCAUUCCUUUAUUCCCUCUGGAUCAGUGAUUCCCAUAUUGAGAGCUGUGGCUCUCUGAGGGGCCCUGAGGGGUCAUUUUCAAAAUGUACACUUUUUAAACUGUUAUAUAAUUUUAUCCAGCAGGAUAAAAUUCACUUUUAUGAGCAGAAUAAUCCUUUUGGUUGAAUUCUUACAGGAUUUGUAGGAUAAGGAUUUUCUUUUGGAAUCCUAAUGAACUUUUUGACUCAGCUUUUAUAUUUUUGUUUCAAAUUUCAGAGAAAUAUUUAGACUGGGAAGAGAGACUGAACUGUGAAACAGCCUCAGGAUUUGAACUGGAGAUCCUCGUGGCUGUUCUUCAUUUUCUGACCCGGGUUUGAUCCUCAGCUCAGAGCUCAGCUCAAUCUGAGGGAAUGAUGGAGAUGAGAAAUGUCUGCGUGAGGAUCAGAGCGCUGAUUAAAGCUUCGAGCUGGAGCUGAACCGAAGGAGUGAGAUGGAGCUUUCAGGAACGGGUGCUUUUGAUUUCUGACAUAAGAAAAAGGAUUCAUUUUAUCCUGUUUCUCCUGUUUUCAUCUGACAUUAUAACAGUUUGUUCAGUUCUCAGUCUGACCUGAGAGCUUUUUCCUGUCAGAGCAGCCAUGAAAAGAAAGAUUGAGGAUGUAAAGAACACGUUCUCCAUCAUCUCAGGACGUUUGUGACCUUCAGCCCAAGUCUGAAGGAGACGUUUUGGUCUCAAGCUUCACACAUUCGUCGAUCACGUCCUGUUAUUUUCUCCUGUUUGCAAAAUUUUUAUUUAAAAUUUUGUGAAAGUGAUGCAGAAGUUUGAGAUUCUGUAAGGUUUAGUUUUGAUGUUUGAUACAGACUAAAUCUUAAAUGUGGUUUUGCUGCAGCAGCAGGUUCAGAACUCAUGCUGAUAUUUUUUUAUUGUUUGCAUAUGAUAAUGGGAUGGUGUGUGAAAUUAAAUCGAUGCAGUGGCUUCUAACCAUCUGAACCCCGCGUUUAUCCAAAGAUAGAAAUAUUUUUUUUUAGAGAAAUAUUCAUUUUGAUGUAGCGAGAUGUUUAAAUAAAGUUGUUACAGGAGU